CUGCUCUGCGUGUGCACGGCGCUCCCGACAAAAGAGGACGACGACGCCUCGGCGCGCGCGCGUGUGGCGCCGCGGACAUGAGUGUGGCGGGAAAGCGCGGCAUGUAGCUGUGACGAUGGCGGCCGUGCGCGUGUGUCGUGUGCUCGUCUGGGCCUCCGUGUGCGCGCUCUGGGAGGCCAAAUCCGUGCACGAGCAAUUUGAGGUCCAAAUCAAAGUACAGGUUUUGGACAACAGUGACUUGUCCCCGCUGGCCGAAGCCUCGGUGGAGGUUCACGCCAACCACAGCAUCCUGACGUCCGCUCAGGCAGACGGUGACGGCGUGCUGAGGGUCAGCUUCACGUACCGGGCGGGGACAUGGGUGAUCAUCAGCGCCUCCAAAGCCAACUACAUCACCAACUCGGUGCCAUGGUACUCGGGCCGUGUCCCCCUUUACGCCUCGGUCAGCUUGUACCUGCUGGCACAGCGGCCCGGAACGCUCAUGCUUUACGAUGACGUCCUGCAAGUUUUGUCCGGCUCACCAGCAGGUGGCGCCAAUCAGCCGCUGGUACAACUUCAGAGAAAGUCGCUGCAGCUUCCGCCCGACUCCAACGACACCACGCUGUCGGCCUCGCUGACCACCGCCAGGAGUCAGUAUGAGGUCGGCGACUUCCCGUUCCUGCUGGGCCGAGAGACCAACAGCUCAGCUCCUGAAGCAGUUUGGACAGAUCUGACGCCACUAGCAGUCAUCAGCGUUCAGCUCUUCGACAAAGACAGUGUUCCUAUCCAGGUGUGGGACUCCAUCCACAUCUCGGUUCCGCUUCCUGCUGACACCCGCAACAGGAUGGCAACCAGCGUUCCCACCUGGAUGUAUCAACCCAAGACAGGACUGUGGGUCCGAAAUGGGACAGGUUACAUCCAGAAGGACGGCUCUCGGUUUGUGUGGAACGUUGUGGUUCCUCAACUGGGUUACUGGUUAGCAGCCUUCCCCACCUCCUCAGGUUUGGGACUGAGCCAUCCAGGCCUGAGGGACAUCACCACCUACCACACAUUGUUCCUGCUGGCCAUCUUGGGUUCGUUGGCGCUGUUGGUGUUAGUCCUACUAUGCGUGCUACUCUACUACUGCAGGCGUCGGUGUUUGAAACCUCGUCGACAGCUUGGGAAGGCCCUCCCCUCCAACGUGAAUGGCGCCAAGAGGGACCAAGGCACGUCCACCUCGCGCCUCAAUCUCAUAUGCGGUGGUCACGUGGAGUCCGGUCCGUCUAACGACAAGUCGGAUCUGUCCUCCUCCCGAGAAGACUUGACCAAGCAUGUUCCAGCUCACAUGCUGCGACACGCCAAGGGAAAGAUGGCGCCCGCCUCCCAGCGUGGCGAAAGCUUCCCCAUGAAGGUCACCCGGGCGACAGACACCAACAACCUGGACAACCCGCUGCUGCACGAAGACUACAACCGCGGUUACGGUCCGAUGGAAGUUGCAGAGUCCGACUACCACCAACACCACAACGCCAAUGACAAUCGCGGUUACUCCUCUGACCCGCCAUCGCCGCCGCGCUUCCAAGGGUAUGUGCCGAACCAGCCUGACAAACCUCCGGAAUAUUCUGCGGCAGCAGCUGACAGCCUGGCCCGACCCACCUCCCUCAACACCCAACCGGGUCAGAUCAUCUUCUGCAGCUCUAUCGACCAGAUGAAGGAGAACAUGUACCGCAGCAUGGUGCCAACCCUGGUCAUCCCCGCCCACUACAUGCGUCUGCCCUCCGAGUUUGCCGCAAAAGAUGGCAAGGAGCAGAAGGAAGCGGACAAAGAUGGAAUCCAGAUGGGGGGCCAACAGCACCAUCAGGUCCAGAAGCAAGGCCAGCAGCAAAGUGCCUCACAUGGCGAUGAGUCCGAGGAGCUGAGCUGGGCAUCCGACACCUCAGGAGGACCUGUGACCAUCCCGGUGCUCUUCAAUGACUCCACCAUGGCUCAGAUGAAUGGAGAACUGCAAGCUCUGACCGAGAAGAAGCUGAUGGAACUGGGCGUGAAGCAGCACCCCAGAGCCUGGUUUAUUUCCUUGGACGGACGCGCCAAUGCUCACGUACGCCACUCCUACAUUGACGCUGGAAACGACCUCAGCUGUGCCAGAGAUGUCAACCUGGAACCUCACGAGCGCAAGUCUGCCAUCAACCGGAAAGGGAAAGACGAGCGCUGGGAGUCGGGGCGAAAGGCACACGGCGCCGGCAAAAGUUACUCCAAGCUGGCCUACCCUGACCAGAGCGACCCCAGCAGCGGCGAGGGACGCCCGGUGUCCCCCGAAGAGAAUUCUCUCACCCCCCUCCUGGACGACGAACCGUCUUCCCGAGGAUCCACUAUACCGAGAAAAGGGCGAAGCAGCCGGAGCAGCAACAGCGACGCCCGCCGUGACUCCGUGACCAGUCCUGAGGACGACCUGGAUGACAAGGAGGAGAACAAGAAGAGUCCGUGGCAGAAGAUUGAAGACAGACCUCUCAUGGUCUUCCAUCCCAGGAAGUGAGGAACCUUCUUGGUUUCAAGAAGCACAAGAACACACUUUUGUGUUUCCUGCUCGCACUUUGACCUCGGUGUCACGUCCCACUGGUAACCACGGUGAUUGGAUACCCAACCUUUUUUCUCAAACUUCUCCUCUCCGAGGUCAGCUUCCACUGCCGUCUUGUCCCGCAUUACCACUGUGGUCCUGCAGAGGCGCCAGAGAGCCAGGUCUUCCUUAGAUAGUUUGUCACCUGUUUGCAAGACCAGUAACGACACCACCUGGACCACUUCCAUUGGCCCCGCCCCCUGCCCCCCUUGGGCGUGGCUACUUGAAUCCUUGUCCUCUCCUCCAAGUGCCUUCCCUCCAGGAGGGUCCGCUUUGCAUGGAGGCUUCCACCCAGACCCGGUCUAGCGCCGCCUGCUGGUCCACAUCUGGCCCAUCUUCUUCUUUGUCCCACACCUGCAUGCCCAGAUCUUUGUGUGGAAGAAGUUGACCUUGUAAUAAAGCUCACUUCCGGUCGUC
This is a messenger RNA of Nerophis ophidion (straightnose pipefish), 2983 nucleotides long. Its product is annotated as protein FAM171A2-like. The coding region runs from base 116 to 2485 and encodes 789 amino acids. The transcript is spliced from 8 exons. Lineage: Eukaryota; Metazoa; Chordata; Actinopteri; Syngnathiformes; Syngnathidae. The record is from RefSeq and is a predicted model, not a curated record.